Molecule: messenger RNA, 2311 nt
Organism: Leucoraja erinaceus (little skate)
Lineage: Eukaryota; Metazoa; Chordata; Chondrichthyes; Rajiformes; Rajidae
Product: zinc finger protein ZFP2-like
Exons: 3
Coding region: 410-1363 (317 amino acids)
Biological process (GO): regulation of transcription by RNA polymerase II
Cellular component (GO): nucleus
Molecular function (GO): RNA polymerase II cis-regulatory region sequence-specific DNA binding; DNA-binding transcription activator activity, RNA polymerase II-specific
Source: RefSeq, a predicted model, not a curated record
GGCCGUGACGUCAUUUCCGGGCUGAGGCAACUGCGCCGCGCGGUCUCUCUCUCUCUCUCCGUCUCCGGGGCAACGGGCAGCGCGCGGGCGGGAUGAGAUGAGCCGCGAGUGAGUGAGUGAGUGAGUGAGGACCCGGGCCGGGCCGGGCCGGACACGAAGCUGCCCGACCCGCUGAAUGACUCCAGCACUGUGUGACCUUCUUCCCAUGAUGCAUUCUGCCCCCCACGUGACUGCGCAAUGGCAGGGGCGGGGCCGACACCUGUCAGGGUUUAGGAGCCGUUGCUGUGGACGGAGAGACGGAGGCGUGAGCGGCAAUAGAGUGCGGCCAGGGUGCUGGUGAGUGCCCCCUCCCCUUUCUGCUCGGUGUGCGGGCUGAGCUUCGAGGGGCUGAGCUUUGGUGGAGGACCACAUGGCGGGGCCCAACAAGGAGAAGCGUUAUGAGUGUGAUGUGUGUGGCAAGGCCUGGCGGUACCCGAGCGAGCUGGAGGCCCACCGGCGGGUUCACACGGGAGAACGCCCCUUUGACUGCAGAGAGUGUGGCAAGAACUUUAAGACGGCGAAUGACCUGAAGGUCCACCAGCGAGUGCACACGGGCGAGAGGCCCUAUGGCUGCUCCACCUGUGGCAGGAGCUUUACCCAGUUGUCGGGGCUGCGGGAGCACCAGUUGGGGCACAGCAGUGAGUGGCCUUUCUCCUGCUCCGACUGCGGCAAAGGCUUCAAGUCUUCGCCGGUACUGAAGGUGCAUAGGCGCCUGCACACCGGGGAACGCCCUUACACCUGCACCCUGUGCGGCAAGGGCUUCACCCACUCCAAAAACCUGCUGGUCCACCAGCGCAGCCACACCGGUGAGCGCCCCUACACCUGCACCCAGUGCGGCAAGGGCUACACCCGCUCCAGCAGCCUGCUGGUGCACCAGCGCACUCACACCGGCGAGCGCCCCUACAUCUGCACCCAGUGUGGCAUGGGAUUUACCCGCUCCACACAUCUGCUGUCCCACCAGCGGGUGCACUCCGGUGAGCGGCCCUUUGGCUGCUCUGACUGCGGCAAGGACUUCAAGGAUGCGCAACAGCUGAAGAUCCACCGGCGAGUGCACACGGGCGAGAAGCCCCAUGGCUGCUCCACCUGCGGCAAGAGCUUUGCCCGGUCAUCGGGGCUAUGCCAGCACCGGCGGGUGCACAGCGGUGAGCGGCCCUUCACCUGUUCUGACUGCGGCAAAGGCUUCAAGUCGUCCGCUCACCUGAAGGUGCACAGGAGCCUGCACACCGGGGAGCGGCCCUACACCUGCAUCGACUGUGGCAUGGGCUUUACCCAGUCCACCAGGCUGCUAGAGCACCAGCGCACCCACAUCGACGAGUGCCCCUAAACCUGCGCCCAGUGCGGCAAGGGCUUCACCCGCUCCACCAAGUUGCUGUCUGUCCACCAGCGGGUGCAUGCCGGUGACCGUCCCGUCCCCAGCCCGGUGUGUGGAGAGUGUUUUGCCAUGGCCUCGCACGCCCUGUCUCAACACCACGUGCACACCAGUGGCCCGCCCUACGACUGCCCGUACUGUGGUGAGACGUUUUACAGCUCGCGGGGGUUGCGGCAGCACCGGCGGGCCCACGUCGGCGAGCAGCUGCUCCCACUGUGACAGAUCAUGGGGGCUGCGGGAGCACCAGUGGAUACACACCAGGGAGAGACCCUUUGUGUGGCAAGGGUUUCACCCAUAUGUACAGCACCGGCGUACCCACAGAGGUAAGCGUCCCUUCCCCUGCCCGUCUUGUGGUAAAGGCUUCACCCGCCUUGACCACCUGCUGAAGCACCAACGAGUCCACACCGGCCAGCGCCCCUUCACCUGCCCGCUCUGUGGCAAGCCCUUUGUCCACUCCUCCAGCCUGCUGGCACACCGUCACGUGGAUAGGCGCUGUUUCGGUAAACACAAAAUGCUGGAAGAAAUGGGUAACAUUUCAAGUCGAGACCCUUCUUCAGUCGCGACCCGAAACGCCACCCAGACCUUCUCUCCAGAGAUGCUGUCUGUCCCGCUGAGUUUCUCCAUAAUUUUGUUUCCUUUUUUGUAAACCAGCAUCUGCAGUUCCUUGUUUUUAAACCAUUCUUGUUAACCAUCUCUGCACCUUCCCCUAAGCCUCCACAUCAGUCCUGUAAUGGAGUGACCAGAACUGUAUGCAAUACCACAAAUGCUACCUGACCAAUGUCCCUUAAAGCUGCACAUUUACACUCCUCUAUCCUUACCUCACAUCCUUUUAUCUCCUUAUUUUCCCUCGCCUCUGACACUCAUCUGGCGAUCACCCCCUCAUCUGUUAACAUAGUGUCAGUC